AUCAGGAUACCCCCUUCGCGGAUGUAAAGCGGCAGUUUUUGGUUAUGUCAUUCGCGGUGGUGUGAUCCUAAUUGAUCAUAAAUGAAUUACGUUUACGCGAUGUACACAUGAGUAAUUCACGUCUUCCGCGAGGCACAGCAGGUCUUAAGGGAAACAGUCAAAUGUUGCAUGCAACUUCUCUGAGAAAGAAGUAUAUGUCACCGAUCUAUCACAUCGUGUGAAGACCUCUUCACUUUCUUUCAAUGUUUGACACUCGCUUUCGGUGGAGUUACACGCGACGUGACGUUGUCUCGAAACGCAGAUUUUAAAUCUAAAUAAAUAUUUUUUAAAGAAUAUUUCCGAAAAAAAAAUUAAUACUCUCUUUCUCUACUAAGAAGCACUUAUGUUUCAGUUAAUAUUUUUCCAUGGCUUGGGCGAUACAGGACAUGGCUGGGCCAGUUCCAUGGGCGCCGUGCGAUCCCCUCAUGUCAAAGUUAUUUGUCCUACUGCGCCCACGAUGCCAGUAACGCUUAAUGCAGGGUUCAGAAUGCCUUCUUGGUUUGAUCUACGCACUCUGGACUCCAAUGGCCCGGAGGAUGAAGAGGGUAUACGUAAGGCUGCCGAAAUGGUGCACUCGUUAAUAGCAGAGGAAGUUGCGGCUGGGAUACCCACCAAGCACAUCGUUCUCGGAGGAUUUAGUCAAGGUGGCGCCCUAGCCAUGUACAGUGCCCUUACAUUCCCAGAGCCUUUAGCUGGCAUCAUAGCUCUAUCCGCAUGGCUUCCUUUACAUCAAAAAUUUCCAGCAGAGGCUAUAGGUAAUAGGAACACACCACUGCUGCAAUGUCACGGUGAUUGCGAUCCAAUUGUGCCAUAUAGAUGGGGUCAAAUGACAGCAUCGCUUAUAAAACAGUUCAUGACGCAGGCGGAAUUCAAAACUUAUCGAGGAAUGAUGCACACCUCUUCCGAAGAGGAAAUGCGCGAUAUAAAGAAAUUCAUCGAAAAGGUCCUGAAGCCGUAAUAGAUCAAAUUGAUAUUUUAUCGGCUACUUCAAGCAUCUAACUGUUAUAUUGAAAUAUUUGAAAUUAAUGAUUCCAAUUUCGCGACUAUUUAAUUUUAGUAAAUUAUAUGAAUCUUAAAGGCGUUAAGUAGAAAAUCGUUAAAAAUCUUCCAAGAUACUGAGAUGCAGUGCUACAUAGGAAAAAUAUACUUUCCAGAGGACUAUAUUUAUUUACAAUCUUCAUAAUUUAUGCAUUCAUCUAUGUAUUCACACAUUUCUUGAUAUUUUAAUGUACCAAAGCAUUCGUAUAGCAAUACUACGAAUUCAUCUAUGCAGUCCUUAAAAUCCUUUUAAUAAGCAAAAUUGGCAUUCCUCGUUUUUUUUAAAUAUUUAUAAUAUAUAUAUAGAUACACGUACCAAAUAUACAUAUUUUUAUAGAUAUGUAUAUAAGUAUGUAUGUAUCAAAUUAUACAUACUACACUGAUUUGUAAAGCAAUUGGCAACAUACAUUAUUUAAAGGUAGUAGGUGAUUCAUGUUUAUUCAUUUUUGCGGUUUGAAUCUGCGACAAUAGUAAUUUACAAGUAAAUUUAAUCAGGUUUAAGAUAAUACUAAGUUAUACUAGAGACGAGGAGCUUUCUGCAUUAGCUCUUCUAUCAACAACUUCCAAUUCUUUCGCGCCUAAAUUGCGUUUCGAAGAAUACUUAUUUGAAUACAAACUAAACACGUCCAUGAAACAUUUAAGUAUUUUGCGCAUUUGAGCCAGCUACAAGCCUUUUACAUUUCAAAUUUCGACUAUUUCACGCGAUUUACGCCCGUGAUACGUAACAUGAAAUGUUGCUGCUAAUAAAUCACUUUUGUAGUGAAAUAUUGUCUAGAAGACAGUGACACGGCCAUGUAAUCUGUGAUUAUGCAUUGUAUUAUCAAAAAUCCAUCAGAGUCCAUCAUUUAUUAUACAUAUAGCAUAGAUCAGGAUUUCCUAAACUCUCUUGCGGCGUGUGUUCCUGUAUGGAAUCUUAAGCAGAUUCUUUAAGGAGAAACAUUCUUACGGAAUCAUUCUUAAUGUAGUCAUACAAUUUAUAAACAUUUGCAGCUUCGCGUGAAAUAGAUGCUUCAUAUUUUCGUUAUCAAUUGUCUCUAUGUGAAAAAAAAUAAAUCUUUGAAAAAUAAAAAAAGAUUUGAUCUUAUAUAUAUAUAUUUCAAGUUUGGGAAAUCCUGUGAUAUUAUACAUAUAUCAUAAAGUAGUAUAGACAUACGCAGUACUAAAAUACAUUGUAAAAUUAUAUUAAAAUGUAUAUAAAAUUAUAUGACACUCGGC
Molecule: messenger RNA, 2292 nt
Organism: Wasmannia auropunctata (little fire ant)
Lineage: Eukaryota; Metazoa; Arthropoda; Insecta; Hymenoptera; Formicidae
Gene: Apt1
Product: acyl-protein thioesterase 2
Exons: 7
Coding region: 383-997 (204 amino acids)
Biological process (GO): protein depalmitoylation
Cellular component (GO): cytoplasm
Molecular function (GO): palmitoyl-(protein) hydrolase activity; carboxylic ester hydrolase activity
Source: RefSeq, a predicted model, not a curated record